GAUCGAGAUAAUAAUUUGAAGCACUUUUAAAAUGGGUGUCAGUCACUCCAGGAAGAGUAUCGCGUUCGACCAAAAUGAGGAUGUCAGCUUUGACCAUUUUCAAAUAUUAAGAGCAAUUGGGAAAGGAAGCUUUGGAAAGGUCUGCAUUGUACAAAAGAAAGACACAAAGAAAAUGUAUGCUAUGAAAUACAUGAACAAGCAGAAAUGUGUGGAGCGCAACGAAGUAAGGAAUGUAUUUAAAGAGCUGCAGAUCAUGCAAAGCCUUGAGCAUCCCUUCCUGGUAAACGUAUGGUUCUCGUUCCAGGAUGAGGAGGACAUGUUCAUGGUGGUUGAUCUGCUGCUGGGGGGAGAUCUGCGGUACCACCUGCAGCAGAAUGUCCAGUUCACAGAGGCGACAGUGAGGCUGUACAUCUGUGAGCUUGCGCUGGCACUCGGCUAUCUACAGAGCAAGCGCAUCAUUCACAGGGAUAUUAAACCGGACAACAUUCUUCUUGAUGAGCAAGGCCAUGUACACAUUACAGACUUCAAUAUUGCUGCACAAGUGAAGGAAGAAAUGCGAGCUACUUCUGUUGCUGGUACCAAGCCAUAUAUGGCACCAGAAAUGUUCCAGCCAUUCGUUGGGGGUUGUGCCAGCUACUCCUUUGCAGUGGACUGGUGGUCUUUAGGAAUCACUGCCUAUGAGCUUCUGAAGGGACAGAGACCAUAUCACUUCCGAUCAAGCACAUCAAUCACUGACAUCAUUAAUUUGUUUUGCACUGUCAAUGUCAACUACCCCUCUACUUGGUCUGGUGGCAUGGUAUCUCUUCUAAGGAAGCUGCUUUCAGUAAAGGCUGAGAAUCGUCUCUCGUGCCUCUCGGACCUCCAGGGAUUGUGCUACUUGUCUGAUGUGAACUGGGAGGCAGUGCUGGCAAAAAAUCUACCUCCUGGAUUCACUCCCAAUAAAGGCCGGCUGAACUGCGACCCGACCUUUGAACUGGAGGAAAUGAUUCUGGAAUCCAAGCCUCUCCACAAGAAAAAGAAACGACUGGCUAAAAGAUUAAAAGAAAAUGGAACCGACAACUCCCCUCAGAUCGGGCAGUUGCAAAAGAGUCUGGAGUGUGUUCAAAGGGAAUUCACUGUCUUCAACCGAGAAAAGGUUAAUAAAAUGCAAGAAGAAACACAACAAAACAUGACCACUGAAAAAGACAAGAGUGAAGAAAUUGAAGAUGGACAAAAUAAUAAUAUAGCUCAGUGAUCAUGAACAUACCUGGGUAAUAUCAUUUAAGCACCCUUUAUUUCUGCAGCUUGUAAUAGUAAACGCCUCCAUGGGUAAAGGGACAUUCUUACCCCGUAUGAAAUGAAGGCAUUGAGCUGGCAUGUCUUUGUCUGUCAGUUAUGUGCAUUGUCAGUUGCCGAUAUCUUUAUAUGUGAAGUAACCAUGCUGGCAGGCAUGGACUGAAUGUUCCUUGUAUUCAUUGAAGAGCAAUAAUAGCUGUGAACCAGAUCAUAAAAAAUCCAUGUGUUUCAUGUUGUCUACAUCAAAUUUGAAAGCAAUAUUUGAUUUCUAGGGCCUGAUAUUACAUGAGAGUUUAAAAAAAUGUGAUUCUUGUUUAAUUACUGUUAGGAUUGCAGGUUUGUAUAUAGAUAUUUGUACCUCUGAAAUGCGGUUUUCAUUAUUAAUAACCAUGUUAAGCUGCUUUGUUUUGUAUUUAUUCAGCUGGGAAUUUGUAAUAAUACUGGAAACAGUCAAAUAAUAUAGCAGUCUAC
Molecule: messenger RNA, 1746 nt
Organism: Polyodon spathula (Mississippi paddlefish)
Lineage: Eukaryota; Metazoa; Chordata; Actinopteri; Acipenseriformes; Polyodontidae
Product: serine/threonine-protein kinase 32A-like
Exons: 12
Coding region: 32-1234 (400 amino acids)
Biological process (GO): regulation of signal transduction; G protein-coupled receptor signaling pathway; protein phosphorylation
Molecular function (GO): G protein-coupled receptor binding; ATP binding; G protein-coupled receptor kinase activity
Source: RefSeq, a predicted model, not a curated record